GUGACAAUUGCGAGCAGAGGUCGAGUGAGCGUGGAAAUUAUACAAAGCUUUGUGUCGCACAGUUAAAGACGAAUCAAGGCCCGCGCCUAUAUAGAUAUCGAACUGUAGCGGCACUGAUAACACGCCAGCUACACCUCGUUUGCCACUCUGACUAAGCCCCAACCCCAGCCCCAGCACUAGAGAUAGUAACUAAAAGUACCUGUAAUUAUAUACAAGUUCAACUGUUAAUCAGUUCAGUGAUAGCCCAAGGGCUUGUCACAUCUAUGACAAAUCAUUUGUCCGUUAAAACUGAAGCACUUGGUAGCAUGAGUCCAUAUCUAAUCACUAAAACAUGACGAUUGCAAAUCGCCCGGAAAUAUACUUUUGACUAUUAUCUGUGCCCACCUAAACCGAACUUCAAUAAAUCAAAGUUCUGUACCACCAGAUAGCCGCGUCCAAAAUACAUCCCACCCACCACAAGUCAUGUCGUCCAUUGAUAAUCUGAACAUCCGCCCGUUGAGCGCUGAGCUGGGUCUCAAGGCGCAGAAGGAGCUGGGCGAGGUGCCCGAGCGAGUGCCAGAGGACAUUGAGACGAUACGCACAUGGAUCUCAAAACAGCCCCACCUAAAAGCACGCGAGGAUGCACAAUUUCUGGUCGCCUUUCUGCGCGGCUGCAAAUACAGCCUGGAGAAGACAAAGCUCAAGCUGGACAACUUCUAUGCGAUGCGAGGCGCUGUCCCGGAACUGUACAAGAAUCGCCUCGUGGGCGAGAAACAGCUGAACAUACUCAAGACAGGCUGCCUGCUGCGACUCUCGCAUCCGCUGCAAGUGGACGGUCCACGCAUUCACAUCUCUCGCUAUGCCCAGUACGACUCCAGCAAGUAUUCCAUUGCGGAGGUCAUGCAGGUCAACACCAUGCUGGGCGAGAUACAGAUCAGAGAGGACGACAAUGCAAUGGUAUCUGGCUUUGUGGAGAUCAUCGACAUGAAAGGCGUCACCGCCGGCCACAUGUUCCAAUUCGACGCGGUCCUCAUCAAGAAGCUGGCUGUGCUCGGCGACAAGGCGCUGCCAUAUAGACCCAAGGGCUUCCACUUCAUCAAUGCGCCAUCCAUGGCCGAGAAGGCAAUGUCCAUAGCCAAGAGCUUAAUGAGCGACAAGAUACGCAAACGGUUCCAUAUACACACCAAGCUGGAUUCGCUGUACAAGUACGUCCCUAAGGAGUAUCUGCCCAUUGAGUAUGGCGGCACCAAUGGCAACAUACAGGACGUUAUCGAUACCUGGACGAAUAAGCUGCUAGAGUACACGGACUUCUUCCAGGAGGACGCGGUCUACGGUACGAAUGAGAAGCUGCGACAUGGACAGCCCAUUAAUUCGGAAACGCUGUUCGGCAUCGAAGGCUCCUUUCGGAAACUGGACAUUGAUUAGUUAUACGUUUUAUUGUAGUACAUAUUUAUAAAA
Drosophila arizonae is the source of this 1437-nucleotide messenger RNA. Its product is annotated as alpha-tocopherol transfer protein. Gene Ontology annotation, molecular function: phosphatidylinositol bisphosphate binding. NCBI's taxonomy places the organism in Eukaryota, Metazoa, Arthropoda, Insecta, Diptera, Drosophilidae. Gene Ontology annotation, cellular component: membrane. The record is from RefSeq and is a predicted model, not a curated record.